UGUUACGGUUCUCUUAUUCGUCCGAUUAUGAUGAUGGUUCUGGUUCUCGGUUCGUGGUACUCUUGGUGGACUCGGGGAGGAACGGGAACCCUCUCCACUGACGCACUAUAUAUACACACCUCCGACAAAGGGCACGCAACACUGUGCUGUUCACCUCCACCAUAUACGACCAAAUAUGAAGCCAUACUUGAUACCAUCAAUAUUACUGGCAAUCGCCACAUCAGGCUGGUGUGGUGAGGCUAAGAAUGGCGAUGCUAAAUCUAGCAAAACCGAAAAACGAGGACUGUUUGACAUCGGCAGCCAUCAUGGAGGAUAUGAUGGUGGUGGAGGAGGUCAUGGAGGAUUGAUCUCCUUAGGAAGUGGAGGGGGCCAUGGAGGCGGCUAUGGAGGUGGAGUGUCACUUGGAGGUGGUCAUGGGGGCGGAUUGAGUCUAGGAGGUGGACAUGGAGGCGGAUCGUACCUUGGCGGUGGAGGAGGAGGAGGAGGUCAUGGUGAAGGAGGAAAAAUCUCUCUAGUGCUCCUUGAUGGAGGACAUGGAGGAGGUGGCGGUGGAGGCGGUAGGUAUCAAGGGUGACA
Acanthoscelides obtectus is the source of this 576-nucleotide messenger RNA. The record is from the annotation of a GenBank genome assembly. NCBI's taxonomy places the organism in Eukaryota, Metazoa, Arthropoda, Insecta, Coleoptera, Chrysomelidae.